Messenger RNA from Drosophila obscura, 972 nucleotides. RefSeq lists its product as uncharacterized. NCBI's taxonomy places the organism in Eukaryota, Metazoa, Arthropoda, Insecta, Diptera, Drosophilidae. The transcript is spliced from 2 exons. The coding region runs from base 1 to 972 and encodes 323 amino acids. The record is from RefSeq and is a predicted model, not a curated record. Gene Ontology annotation, molecular function: nucleic acid binding.
AUGAUGCGCAUUUUUGGGUAUGUUCAUAAGUUCGUCAGUAAGAAAAAGUUACCUGAUCUCUCUUCUGAAGACCUUCGCAAAGGAUCGCAUUUAUUAUGUCGCAUCAUUCAACGCGCCCAUCUGUAUCCUGAGUACCGUGCUCUGCGGAAGGGGAACUGUGUGGAGUCCUCCAGCAGCAUUAUAUCUCUCUCGCCUUUCAUAGAUGACGUUGGUUUGAUUCGUGUUGGUGGUCGCUUGCGGCACUCAACUCUUAGCUUCGAUCGAGUGCAGGAUUCGCCUGCAUUCAGCGUCACUGGGAUCGACUGCUGUGGUCCCUUCUAUUACAAGCCAGAUAGGCGCACUCGAAUGCCUACAAAAUGCUACAUCAGCAUCUUCAUCUGUUUUGCAACAAAGGCCGUUUGGUUGGAAUUAGUGAAGGACUUCACAACUGCUGGAUUUUUGAGUGCCCUCAAACGCUUCGUUGCCACGCGCGGCAUACCCCGAUGCAUUUGGUCGGACAAUGCCACCAAUUUUGUGGGCGCAAGGAACGAGUUGGAGGACCUUCGGCGGCUGUUUAUGAGCGAGAAGCAUCGUGAUGCAGUUCUUAAUCAUUGCAUCAACAAUGGCUUCAAUUGGAAGUUUAUCCCGCCUCGCUCACCCCACUUCGGGGGCUUAUGGGAGGCAGCAGUGAAGAUGGCCGAGAAGCAUUUAUAUCGUUCGCUGGGAUCGUCACUCUUUGGCUUUGACGAGCUGCGGACAUUGGUCUGCCAAAUCCAGGCUCUGAUGGAGUUUCCCGAGCCAGACGUUACGAAUCUAAACUUUAACAGACUUUGGAAGCGUUGGAGUGAGGAGUAUUUGACUCUGCUUCAACAACGUGCCAAAUGGCGCACACCGCAGCCAUCGAUCCAAGUCAACGACAUCGUCUGUAUCAAGGACGAAAACUUGCCGCCGUUGAAGUGGCCAUUAGCACGGGUGAUCGACGUCAUCGCUUGA